AUGCCGACUUACCCCGUGCAGUUCGCUCAGAACUACGCGUCUACCCAGGCCUUUAUAAGGGAUAUAGGAGCUGGUCACGAGGCAUAUCUAAUGACGGUGUCGUGGCUGACUACAUUCGAAAGUAAAUGGAAAACUAACGUGUACUUCUCGUUGCGACAACGUGAAAUCGCUCAACAAGUUCGAAAGGAGCUUUUUACAAGAGAAGACAAUCCUUUGGUCUUGCUUCGGUCGCAGAUAUGGGAGGAGUCCGGGGCCUUGGCUCAGCUGAUGCCACAGUUGAUACCGAGAUGCCUCCAUCUCACUUGUGAUCUCCUUGCGGCCUGGCAGGGGCAUAUUGCUGCUAGAACGACAUCAGCAUCAACAAGUCCCGGCCUGUCAUUGUCCUUCUGUAAGGAUCUCAGCGACGUUUCGACUCAAUUGGACCCUCAAGCAGCUGAAGGGUUGGGCGCUUUUAUGAUUACUCUUGCUGGGAAGGAGAUGACAGAAAUCGUUACUCAACUACUGCAUCUCUGCAUGGACCGCCUGAAGCGGCAGGCGGCCGAGGUCGAGGCCUGCCUGAUAAAGUCCCUCCUCGACGCUGUUGUCCCUAAACUUGAAGGUGUAAAACAAAUACCGGUGCUGUACCGUAUGACGGCUAAGGCGGCCCCAACGAGUCACAGCGCGUAUGUGGACAACGCCAGUGGCGUACUCAUUGAUUUCAAACACGAAUACAACAAAGAUCAUCCAGAUGAAGUUAACAGAAUACUGAUCGCAGUGGGUGAUAAAUGUGCCGAAGAAUUCGCGAAGCGAUGCAAAACUGUGCUCGAAAAGGAAGAAUCUUUGAGUCGGUUUACACACCAAACAAAAGGUGCGGCGGCAUCUGAUCUGUCUGAUAUCGAUAAGCUGCGAGCCCAGCUGUGGUUGGAUACUGCCUAUUUUAUAGCUGCUCUACCGGAGAGCGACUCCUCGAGCAUCCGGACCCUCCGAGAGACGACCAAGUCGGGAAAACUCGUUACUGAUAAAUAUAUAGAAAAUUCCGAUUGA
Molecule: messenger RNA, 1023 nt
Organism: Perkinsus marinus ATCC 50983
Lineage: Eukaryota; Perkinsozoa; Perkinsida; Perkinsidae
Exons: 9
Coding region: 1-1023 (340 amino acids)
Biological process (GO): protein transport; Golgi organization; intra-Golgi vesicle-mediated transport
Cellular component (GO): COG complex; membrane
Source: RefSeq, a predicted model, not a curated record